Molecule: messenger RNA, 1344 nt
Organism: Miscanthus lutarioriparius
Lineage: Eukaryota; Viridiplantae; Streptophyta; Magnoliopsida; Poales; Poaceae
Source: the annotation of a GenBank genome assembly
AUGGCGCACGACCUGUGCGAUGACUUGGAGCUCGUCGCCGGCUGCGGCUAUGACGACUACCUGGACGACUUCCAUUUCCAUGACGAUGACGGCUUCCCCUCCUCUACUGCCAGCGGUGGUGCGUCCGGUCUCCAGUUGCGGCAGCAUGAGCAGAUGGAUAAUACUUCAGCUUUGGACUAUAAAGAAGGGAAAGACAUGCAAGGAAUACCCUGGGAAAGACUGAACUACACUAGGGAUCAGUAUCGUCAGAUGAGGUUGAAAGAAUACAAGAGCUAUCAGAACCUCACGAGGUCGCGCAGCGGGCUAGAACAGGAAUGCAAACAAGUGGAGAGGAAGGAUACCUUCUAUGAUUUCCAUUUGAACACGAGAGCUGUCAAAUCAACAAUAGUGCAUUUUCAGCUGAGGAACCUCCUAUGGCCUACUUCGAAGCACGACGUGUACCUGGUGCAGAACUACUCUGUGAUGCACUGGUCUGCCCUGCUCCAGAGAGGAAGAGAGGUGCUCAAUGUGGCCGGCCGAUGGGCCCCGACACAGAAUGUGAAGGGGUCUAGACCAUUGUCGAGGGUUCAGAUCAGCACCAUGGCUGUGAAGGACAACCUCAUGGUGGCCGGCGGCUUCCAGGGAGAACUCAUCUGCAAGUAUGUUGAUAAACCCGGGGUGGCAUUCUGCACGAACCUGACCGGCGACGACAACUCCACCACGAACGCCGUCGACAUCUACCAGGCACCCAACGGUGCCACUCGAGUGAUGGCGGCGAACAACGACUGCAUGGUCAGAACGUUCGACGCCGAUAGAUACAGCCUGCUCACCCAGUUCACCUUCCCAUGGUCUGUCAACAGCACGUCGGUGAGCCCCGACGGCAAGCUGCUGGCGGUACUGGGCGACAGCACGGAGUGCGUGAUCGCCGACCCGCAGUCGGGCAAGGCGAUGGCGACGCUGCGCGGGCACCAGGACUAUUCCUUCUCGUCGGCGUGGCACCCCGACGGCCGCGUCCUGGCGACGGGGAACCAGGACGGGACGUGCCGGCUGUGGGACGCGCGCAGCCUCUCGGAGCCGUUCGCGGUGCUCGGGGGCCGGAUCGGCGCCGUCCGGGGCCUCCGGUUCUCCCCCGACGGCAGGUUCCUUGCCGCGGCCGAGGCCGCCGACUUCGUGCACGUGUACGACGCCGCGGCCGGGUACGUCGGCGCCGCGCAGGAGGUGGCGCUGUUCGGGGAGGUGGCCGGCGCCGCGUUCAACCCCGACGGCGAGGCGCUGUUCGUCAGCGUCGCGGACCGCACCUACGGCGGCCUGCUCGAGUUCCGCCGCCGGAGGGCGUACGGCUACCUCGACUCGUGUUUCUUCUGA